Ornithodoros turicata is the source of this 1838-nucleotide messenger RNA. Its product is annotated as 32 kDa beta-galactoside-binding lectin-like. Lineage: Eukaryota; Metazoa; Arthropoda; Arachnida; Ixodida; Argasidae. The coding region runs from base 94 to 732 and encodes 212 amino acids. Gene Ontology annotation, molecular function: carbohydrate binding; galactoside binding. The record is from RefSeq and is a predicted model, not a curated record. The transcript has 6 exons.
AGCUCCAGCCGAACUUCUGAGAUUGCAACAUCCCUCACGGCACUUUUCCAGGAAGUUGCAAGCCACACAUGCAAGAAAGAGCAGUCACUUUAUAUGCAGAAGCAUUCGUCUAUAGAGCGCAGUUCGCACGCCGGUGUCGUCGGGGUCCGCUCCUUGCAGCCACUGAAGGCGGCAAAGGCUCGAGAAAGCUGUUUGCGUAGCCGUCUGUACAGGAUGGGACAAAAGCUGGAAAAGCCCAGGUUUGAUGGUGAUCCUCAAUCAUGCGUCUGCGAUCCUCGGGUCGUGGUGAAACCCUUGAGGUCUCUUACUCAUGAACCUGUGGUUGAAGGCAGCAUGCGCUCCACUGGUGGUAACAGUUUCUCUAUCAACUUGGAGACAAGUAACGGUGACAUAGCGAUACACAUCAAUCCACGCUUCAGUCAAACACAAACUGUUGUGAACUCGCUUCAGAACGGUGUCUGGAGAAGCGAGAAGCUUUAUCCUAUCCCCAUCUCCCACGGAGCCCGCUUCACUUUCAAGAUCGAGGCGUACGGACUUAUGUACUCGGUUUACAUCAAUUCGACGUGCUUCGCCGCCUACAUGAGCCACGCCGACUGUGCGACAGUAAUGGCGCUCACUCUGUAUGGAGACGCAACCCUGGAUGAAGUGCACCAGCACGGGGACAGUUUCCCAAUAAACCAUAAACAUCCCCUGGAUGACACCAAGACACCCUUACCACGAUAUGUGGACUAGCUGUCGAAGUCCACAAUCAUCCCGGUGAAGUCAGAGUGGACAUCCCACGGAUGCUAAAACGAGCAUCCAUAUCAUGUCACUGGGAUGUCUUCCAGAUACAUGAUCUGGUACCUUGUUGGGACGUGUUUUAUGUUUUGCUGGGUGUGUAUAGUUUGAUGUAAAUAUCAUGAUGCAAAUAUCUGGUUCAGUUUCAACAUUUAUUGGUAUACUGACUAAGUACAGUGAGACACCUUUUCAUAAAAAUACUCUCGACUAGAAUGAAUUAAAAGUAAGAUAGGAAACUACAAUAGUACCACAGCAGCCAAGAGCUUAUACAUAUGCUGGGUUUAUAAGCAGAAUGGAGGUUGUGUAGAAAACAAAAAAAUACACAGGCUGUGUAGAGAACAAGGUUAAGCCACAUUGUACUACAUAGCAGGUAACCAGUGUAGCAGAGCCACUGCCAUGGUAACAUACGUUUUUGGGUGUGUUCCCUAUUGACGAGUGAUAUCAGGUUUGAUGUGAUUGGGGACAUUGUCUUGAUGCUCAUGUUAACACGUGGAGCUGCUCUGAUACUAAUGUUAACAGAGCUGUCCAGGCUGAUGUUAACGCUAGAGCCGCUCUGAGGCUGAUGCUAACAUGAGGGCUGCCUCGAUGCUGAUGUGACACAAUAGUUGCAUUGAUGAUGGUUAUAGCGGUCAUGAAAAUGCAAAACACGAAUAGGAAAAAGAGCGCGACCCUGAAAUUGACGUGGGCAAAGUUGAUACCUGGCAGCGGAACUCUGCUGUGGGUUGGGUUUGUAACCCUUUCCCCCUCGUGUGGCGUGUCAAUGUAACCUCCUUUCUUCGCAGCUUUGCGCUCAAACUUAGACCCGUCAAAAAAGAGGCGGAGCCAAGGGCUCAUCUCCACGGAUCUUCGACAAAUCUUAUUUCGGACACGGAUCUUAUUUCGGCAAUUGCCAUUGCAUUACGAGUGGGAUGAUGUGCUAUACGGAGUAAAAUGACGACGGCGAACCCAUUUCCGCAAAGAAAACGUCAGGCUGCCUUGGAAAAUUUUGGAGUUCAAUUUAACAAAUUAACUUUCUGUCAAUUGAAAUGAAAUAAAAAUAUUACCAAUAUGUGCAAAAGUUA